Bursaphelenchus okinawaensis is the source of this 5298-nucleotide messenger RNA. NCBI's taxonomy places the organism in Eukaryota, Metazoa, Nematoda, Chromadorea, Rhabditida, Aphelenchoididae. The record is from the annotation of a GenBank genome assembly.
AUGUUGACCGAUCCUUCCAAUUUACAGGUUAAGAAUUUGGCUAUAUUGCACAUGUCUUCGGCCUUUGAAGACGCACAGAACGUCCCACCAUUGAAGAAAGCCAAACUGGUUGAGGCUGUUGGUAACGGCAAGGUAAGCGCUUGAAAUUGAUGUUAUUUUGUUGUAAAUUUAGGUAAUUUUGACGUGGAUAAUGGAGGAAAACAUAAAGUUUUUUAAUUUUGUUAAGAUGAAGAAUGUAAAUUAAAGUUUCCUAAAGUGUAAACAUGGGGUUUCAAGCUAAAAUACAGAGAAAUCGAAAAGAUUGACCUUAUUUUUGGUUUCGUAACUAGAGAAAGUAUAUUUGCAUGCCUGAAUUAGUAAAAAGAGGUUUUGUUACCUAAACCGGCUUAUUUACUGGGAAAAGCCGUUUCGUACCUAGAAGUCUGUUUUUUAAUGCCAAGAUGCGUCAAUAAGACUAUUUUUCAUAAAGGAAUUACGAAAGCAUCUGUUUUUUAUAGAGUUUGUUUGUUUUAUGCCUAGAAGAAUAAAAUAAACUAGCUGUAAGCUAGCACAUCUACUUCAAUAUAGUUACUUGUUUUUGAACCUAGAUUCAAUUUGAUCUUUGCUUUUUAGAGAGUUUGAAAAUAAAAUUAGCACUUUAUUUGUUUACUAAAAUAAAGGGCUUCUUUUUGAUAGCCAAAUCUUAUCUUUUUACGUUCUUCACAUUUGAAUUUGGUUUCGAAUUGAAAACGGGUGUUUUUGACCAAAGAACGGUCUAACAGCUGGUUUUUUGCUUUUUUGGUAAUACUUUUAGCUUGUUUUUGUUGUAGGGGUUUAGAAAUUUCAACUUUUUAACUUAUAUGUCUUCAUUUUGAGUUUUUAUUUAUUCAUGGGGGUAGAAAUUAGAGUUUUUAGUUAUUGAUAUUUUCUUUCUUUUUGAUUUUAGAAGGUUAACUUUGACUGAUUUUUAUUCUUAUGCAAAGGGUCAUUUUUUAUAUAUUAAACUUUUUGCGAUUAACCCUCUAAUUUUUUAGGAAGUAUCAUCAGGCGCAGAUAUGUACCGUGCUCAAAAAGCUGCUGGCAACCCAGCCAACAAUGGUGGAUCAAAGGAAAACGCUGAAUCUGGUGACAAAUUGGACUCUAACUUGUAUUCUAGACAAAUGUAAGUAUUUUACUUUAUUUUUUACCUUUUUAGGUAACAAAUUUUUGCUUAAAAAUGUGGAGAUUAGUGGAAAUUAGUUUCUAGUAUUGUCAUGGUCUUUCAUAGCUAAUUUUUGCUUUAAAAGUGACAUAAUUUCAACAAAAACUAACAAUAACAAUUUUAGUUACGCUUUGGGCGAAUCGGCCAUGUACAAGCUUCGUCAAGCUCGUGUAUUGAUCUCAGGAUUGGGUUCAGUUGGAGUAGAGAUCUCUAAGAAUUUGAUUCUUGGUGGAAUUCGUCAUAUUUCUCUUCAUGAUACCAAGAAUGUUGAAUGGAAGGAUUUGUCAGCUCAGUAUUACCUAAAUGAAAGUCAUUUGGGAAAGAAUCGUGCCGAAAGUUGUUUUGCUGCACUGGAAGAACUUAACGAUUCUGUUCAAUGUAACUUAAGCACGGAAGAGCUCACUGAAGAGAUUGUGGCGCAGUUUGAUGUGAGUUUUUUUAAACUUUUUUACUUCAGUGUGUUAAAUUAUGUUUUUAGCGAAAUUUUACUGCAAAACCUUAAUUUUUUGACGGUUUGUAGUAUAUAAACUAUGAUUUUUGGCGUAUGCUUGAUGUAUCUUAUGAUUCCUAGAUAAUUUUUUAUUAGUUCUUUAAUGUUUUUACUGUUUUACAUUAACUUUUUAGCUUGUCGUCUUGACCGACCAAACCUUUGGCUACCAGAAGAUUGUAAACAACUGGUGCCGUGUCCACAACCGCUACUUCAUUUCGGCCGAUGCUCGUGGACUUUUCUCGUACUCAUUCGUUGAUCUUGGCAACCAAUUCAGAAUUGAUGAUGCUUCUGGAGACCCAGUAAAAGAGAUUCUCAUUGAGUACGUUGACAGAAAUACUGGCAAUGUGAUGACAUUGGAGGAGAACUUCCACGGCUUCGAAGACGGAGAUUAUGUGACAUUCUCGGAAAUCAAAGGAAUGGCCGAACUUAACAAUUGUGAACCAAGAAAGAUUACUGUUGUUAGUAAGUAUUUAAUUUUUUUUUGUAAUUUUAGGUGUAAUAUUAGUCUUUUUAAGAGUUCUCUGGGGUAUGAAGUAACAAAAACUAUAGCAUAUCUUUAUUUCAGAGCCAAACGUGUUCAACAUUGGCCCAAUCUCAGCUCAGUUCGCCGACUACAUUGAAGGUGGACGUUGUAGACAAGUCAAGGUCCCAAGUUUCGUUGAUUUCAAGACUCUGGAACAACAAUUAGCCGAGCCAGAAUGUGUUAUCUACGAUUAUGCACACUUUGAUGCUCCGUCACAACUUCACGCUCUAUGGCAAGCCUUGUAUAUCUUUGAAGAGAAGCACGGUAGAGCUCCAGAACCAAGGAACGAUGAUGAUACUGCUGAACUGAAGAAGUUAUUGCCAGAAGGCAGUGGUGAAGUCGCUGAUAGCUGGAUCACGCCUUUCUCUUAUCAGGUAACUUUUUGAGGGUUAUAUUCUUGGCACGAUGCUUGUAGAAGAUUGGUUUAGGUGUUGUAAUGAAUGCGACAUUUUUCACAUUUUCAAAUUUUUAAUCAUAAUUUUUAGGCCAGAGGUAAUCUUCAACCAGUGACCUCUUUGAUCGGCGGUAUCACUGCUCAAGAAGCCAUGAAAGCGGUCACACAUCACACAACUCCUCAGAAACAGUUCUUAUACACUCACCAUUUGGAAGCCCUGCCAGGAGAUUGGUCUCCUUUCAACAAUGCCAAACUCACGGCCGAAGAUUGUGCUCCGCGAAACAGCCGUUACGAUGCUCAAGCCGCUGUAUUCGGAUGGGGAUUCCAAGAAGCCCUUCAGAAGCAGAAAUGGUUCAUCGUGGGAUCAGGAGCUAUUGGAUGUGAAUUGUUGAAGAACUUUGCCAUGAUCGGGUUGGGAUGCUCAAAGGAAGGGAAGAUCAAGAUCACCGACAUGGAUCAGAUCGAGUUGUCUAACUUGAACCGACAGUUCUUGUUCAGAAGAAAGGAUAUGGGCGGAAAGAAGUCAGAAGUUGCCGCCAAGGCUGUGAAGUCAUUCAAUCCUGAUAUUAACAUUCAGGCUUUGGCUGAUCGAGUAGCUCCGGACACUGAAGAGAUCUUCAACGAUGACUUUUUCGAAGAAUUGAGUGGAGUAGCUAAUGCUUUGGAUAAUAUUCAAGCUAGUAAGUUAGAAAAUCUUUAUUUGGCAGUUUUAGACGAAUUUUUUUAUGAAACGGUUUUUAGAGUAUUUGUUUUGGUACUAAGCAGAGUUAGUACUUGUUCAUAAUUUAAAAAUAUUUCAUUAUGUUGGAUUUGGUGGUUGUAUAUAUUGUAGUAAACAAUUAUAAUUUCAGGACGCUACAUGGACAGUCGUUGUGUGUACUACCAGAAGCCACUGCUGGAGUCAGGAACGAUGGGAGCGAAAGGAAACACUCAGGUCGUAUACCCACAUAUCACCGAGUCCUACAGCUCUACCAACGACCCACCAGAGAAGGACAUCCCCAUCUGUACGUUGAAAAACUUCCCAUACGAGAUCCAACAUACGAUCCAAUGGGCUCGAGGACAAUUUGAAGAUUUGUUCACGAAUCCGGCCGAAAAAGUGAACCAAUACUUGACAGACACACGAGGAUUCUUAGAACGUUUGGAAACCAUGAACCCAGGGCAAGCUAUCGCUGUAAGUUUGAACUUUUAUUGUUUUUGAUGUCUUUUGCUUGAUGUUUAGUUGAUAUUGUUAUAAAUUUAAACUUUAAUGAUUUUUUAAAUAAGGCUCUAAAUUUUGCAUCUAAUUUCAAUUUAUGACACCUUUUUAGGACCUGAGGAUCUUGAAGCAAAGCUUGAUUGAUGACAAACCAAAAGCACCGGAAGAUUGCGUUUUGUGGGCCUUGAAGACCUUCCAAACCUACUAUCACAAUGAGAUUGCUCAACUCCUUCACAACUUCCCGGCUGAACAGUUGACGGAUUCUGGAGUCAAAUUCUGGUCCGGUACCAAGAGAUGUCCUCAUGUGUUGAACUUUGAUCCCGAAAACACCUACCACUUUGACUUUGUGUACUCGGCCUCCAUUCUGAGGGCUCAACAAUACAAACUCAUCCCGAUUUUGGACAAGAGGACGAUCGCGGAAAUAGCAUCAACCUUCAAGCCAGCCCCGUUUGUGCCUAGAAGUGGAGUCAAGAUUGCUGUCACAGAAGCCGAAGCCAAGGAACAAAAUGGUCAGGCUGGUGGAGAUGGUAAGUAUUUGAUCCUUGCUUUAUAUUUUAGGGUCUUGACCUGUUUUUUGAUAAAAUAUUUUUUUUAAAUUAUAUGAUGUUGAUAUACAAAGGAUGAAUAUGAGAACUUCUUGACACCAUUGAUUUUAGACAUGGACGAAACCGACACAGUCCUGGAUGGCCUCAAAUUGGCUCUGGCUCGUCUUCAGCUCACGAACAACGAUCAAAUGGAGAUGAUCGACUUUGAGAAGGACGAUGACACGAAUCAUCACGUUGAGUUUGUGACUGCCGCUUCAAACUUGAGAGCCGAGAACUACGACAUUGCCUUGGCCGAUGCCAUGAAGACGAAACAAAUUGCUGGACGUAUCAUCCCAGCUCUGGCUACUACAACGUCAGUUGUGGCUGGAUUGGUCGCCAUUGAAUUGUACAAAUGUGUGGAUGCAGAUGGCAGAACCGCCAAAACUCCAGUAGAACAGUUCAAGAAUGGCUUCCUGAACUUGGCUUCACCCUUCUACACCUUCAGUGAACCAGGAGCGGCCCCAAAGAAGAAGUACGGUAACAAUGAGUUCACGUUAUGGGACAGAAUCGAAAUCAAGGGUCCAGCUACCUUGAAGGAGUUUAUCGAAGAAGUCGAGAACAAAACCGAACUUACCGUGUCCAUGAUCUCCUGUGGAGUGUCAUUAUUGUACGCUUUCUUCCACCCUCCGGCGAAAGUCAACGAAAGAAAGGCCAAGAAGUAAGUUUUGAAAGGUUUUUUGAGUUGUUUUUGUGACAUUUUUGAUUAUUUUAGCGUGCUUUUUACGAAAAAGCAUUUGAAUAUUUCAUCUUAUUUUUUCUAUAGUAAUAUAUUUUUUUUUACUAAUUAAUAUUGUUUUAGCUUGGUCGAUGUUGUCCAGGAAGUUUCUCGUGGGCCAAUCCCAUCGUAUCGUCGCGCCCUUGUCCUCGACGCAACUACGUCGAACGAAGAAGACGAAGAUGUUGAGAUCCCUUACAUUAAGUACAUUAUUUGA